AUGGUUAAAACCGGGAUAUUAGCAGGUUGUGGACAACCCGAGAAAGAAGAGGUGGUUGCUUUUAAAAGGUCAACUGCCUGUGCUAAAAUCACCAAAUACUUAUCUAUGUUAGAUAAGUUAAUUCAAGAAAAAGAGAUUGAAGGAGAUAUAGACCGAAUAUACGAUCUAGACAGUACUCCCGAUCUUAUGAAUGCUUCUUUAGCCCACCAACUCCUAAUCAAAAUCAACGAUCUAAUCAAUGACAUUCCCGUUGAAGAAGAUGCUAAUCAGAGAUACGGAAACAAAGGAUUUGUGACUUUUCUUGAUCGUUUACAAGAGAUUAGUGUUGCGCUUAUUAAAAACACCUUCUUUAGUGAGAAAGCAGCUGGUGAGGCUGAAAUCUUAAGUACGUAUUUAAAUGCAUCCUUUGGGAACCGCACUAGAAUUGAUUAUGGGACUGGACAUGAACUGAACUUCUUUUGUUUUCUUAUCAUUCUUCAUGAAUUAGAUAAGAUAGCAACUGAAGAGUUGUUAGUUGUUUUAGAGCAUUACUUUAGUAUGGUGCGGUUGUUGAUUUUGAAGUACAAGUUAGAGGCGGCUGGUAGUUAUGGAACGUGGGGGAUUGAUGACUAUCAGUUGUUACCUUUUGUUUUAGGGUCUUCACAGUUCUGUCGGCAUAUUGAUAUGGCCUUUGGCAGUUUAUUUAGUUUGCGCAGUCGGUGGUUGUGCUUUGCUAAGGCCUUGCGGUUUUCACAGGUGCACAAGACGUACUCUUCUUUGAAGUACAGCUUAGCCGAACGAGUAACUGCCUGUUGCACAGCUGAGAUAGAAGAACAAGACUUUGCCAAGCACUCGCCUAUGCUGUACGCCCUAAGAGAUGUUACGUUUACAAAGAUAAACAAAGGUAUGUACAAAAUGUACGAUAAUGUUGUGCUUAAUCAGUACGUAGUAAUCCAACACUUUAUUAGUAGUGAGUACUUGCCAGUCUAA
Messenger RNA from Nematocida homosporus, 969 nucleotides. Its product is annotated as serine/threonine-protein phosphatase 2A activator. Bases 1 to 969 code for a protein of 322 amino acids. The record is from RefSeq and is a predicted model, not a curated record. NCBI's taxonomy places the organism in Eukaryota, Fungi, Microsporidia. Gene Ontology annotation, molecular function: peptidyl-prolyl cis-trans isomerase activity; protein tyrosine phosphatase activator activity. The transcript has a single exon. Gene Ontology annotation, biological process: mitotic spindle organization. Gene Ontology annotation, cellular component: protein phosphatase type 2A complex; nucleus; cytoplasm.